AUGUUGACCAAGGACUAUCUUAAUGCCCUCAACCGCUCGCAUCCCGAUGGCCCAGAGGAGGAUAGCAAUAACGGCGGGGCCACUGACGAGCCCUCGUCCCCUGCCCAGAAGCAAUCUGCCGAGGGGGGUUCCGUGCCGUUGAUCCAUGAGCAAUCGGUCUGCAAGAGCAAGGUGCCGCCCAAGCCGGAUGGAGAAUGCAGUGGUGGUGAGGACUGCGCCAACAUGCAUCCGGAGGAGGCUCUCAUGGAGCUGCUGUGGAUGAAGCUGGAGGAGAUGAAGAAGGCGUAGGCCCGGUUGCAGCACUCCGAGGCCAACAAGAGGGAGAUCAUGUCUCUGCUGUCGGGUCGAUCGAAGGUUGAUCGUGGACUGAACAAGAAACGCAUUGGUCUGAAUGAAUCAGGUCCUGGGUUUCGAGCCUUUGCAUCAACAGCCUCGGUGUAAAUGCCCGGUAUUAUAAAAUUGCUAUUCGUAGUUAAUUGAAGACUUCGAAGAAAAAGAGG
Messenger RNA from Eremomyces bilateralis CBS 781.70, 500 nucleotides. RefSeq lists its product as uncharacterized. The record is from RefSeq and is a predicted model, not a curated record. NCBI's taxonomy places the organism in Eukaryota, Fungi, Ascomycota, Dothideomycetes, Eremomycetales, Eremomycetaceae. The coding region runs from base 1 to 288 and encodes 95 amino acids. The transcript is spliced from 2 exons.